Molecule: messenger RNA, 5065 nt
Organism: Lobosporangium transversale
Lineage: Eukaryota; Fungi; Mortierellomycota; Mortierellomycetes; Mortierellales; Mortierellaceae
Exons: 6
Coding region: 361-5016 (1551 amino acids)
Biological process (GO): regulation of DNA-templated transcription; positive regulation of gene expression
Molecular function (GO): DNA-binding transcription factor activity, RNA polymerase II-specific; zinc ion binding
Source: RefSeq, a predicted model, not a curated record
UUCCCUUCAACUCCCUUUCACUCUAUCCACUAACAUUGCUGAUAUUGGCAUCCUUUCUUCCCCCACCUGCAUCCUCUAUUUCUUCUACUCCGAUCAUUUAAUACAACUGUGGCAAUCUUUGUAUUUGUCACAAUAUUAUUAUAUAUUAUUACAGCGAUUGGCAUGGAGAUUUUUUACAAGCUUCCACCACGCACACGCCGAUCUUUUCUUGCAGGUGUUAUCAGACAUUUGAGUUUUCAUAAACAGUUGGAUCAUUGAUUGUAGACGUUUAUUCAUAUCUCCUAUAUAUCUCAGCCACCUCACUUUCUGCUUGCUCAUACUCAAUUAUCUCCUCAUCAAGUGUUGCUUGGCUUUAUCUCAAUGUCUUUCCCAAUAUUCAGCUCUACAACAUUUUCUAUGUCGGCAUCCGGGCCUCUAUCCUCGGCAACCUGGACAACUCCUGCAUUAAAUACGCAAGCAGCCCAGCAACAACAACAACAGCAGCAGCAACAGCAGCAUCAUCACCAACAACAGCAACCACAGCAGCAUUAUCAGCAACAGCAUCCCCAACAAGUGUCCUACCAGCAGCAUGAGCUCCCUAUAGAUAAGACUGGUACUAAUGCACGGUUGGAUAAAGGACUUCCUGGUGUUUCCCCGGUUGCUGAUUCGGGAACCCUCGGUUUUAAUGCUCGAUCUGCAGCCACAUCUGGUGUCAUAGGUCCAGAAACGAUGUUUCAUAUGGACCGUAUGGACCAUUCUUCUGCUGUACACCUCGAAGGCGCUCGCGGGGCACCUCGGACACAGGUGGAAUUUUCUCUUCCACAUCUCCCAGGCAAGGCUCGCAAGAGACACAAGGUCGCGACAUCUUGCAAUCGAUGUCGUCAAAACAAGCGCAAAUGUGAUAGUGGGAUACCCUGCUCCAACUGUAAAAAAAACAAUGUCGACUGCUUAUACACAGAUGCGCAGCUCUCACGUACCAUAUGGGGUGACUCGCCUCUUAGUCAAGAAAAGCUCUUGGGUGUCCCUGCCAAUAGACCCAGUGCAUCCAAAGGAGGUGCAAUCUUGCCUUCCUAUGCAUUAGCUUCUUCUGGUCCUCAUCCAUUGUUUUUUGGCUAUAAUUCAGCUGAGCAGAUGGGUUUCCAGAGAGCUCAGCAGGUCUUGUCAUCACAAUCAAGACAGGUCUCUAAAGCAUUGCGUGUUGCUCAUCCUGGCCCCCGAAGCACUGUACGGCUCUUUCCGAAGCAAGCACAAUCUACAGCUGCUGCAGAUGGGAACAGCGAACGCUCUGGUCAGUCCCGAGGAAGAGGAUCUAGUCAAUUGAGUUUCAUAUCCUCCAUUAGAAAUUCAUGGAUCCUUGGCGGCAGCAGUUCUACAAGUGGAUCGCAACAGCAUUCUGCACCUCCAGAACAGCAGCCUCGAACAUCUUGGCAACAGGAUUCGGCGAAUCACUCAAUCUCAUCAUCAGUUAUGCAUUCACAAUCUCAAGAAACACAAAGACUGAUGCAGCAGGAACAACAGCGACAGCAACAGCAACAGCAGCAGCAGCAGCAUCAAUCUUAUGAGGUCUUGGAUAAAGAGAGUAGGCGAGGGCUGCAGAAUGAAUGUGAAUAUCAGCACAACGAGAGAAGCUCUGAGCAAUCAUGUUACACCAAAUCUCCUCCGGAUUCACAGCCCAAGAGCCCCAAUCUAUUUCAAGCCACGUACCCCAGUUACGAUGGUCUUGCUCUCGGGUUAUCUUCUGGAUAUUCUUCAAGCGGGGUAAUCAAUUCAUCCACUACGCCAGCUUCCGCCGCUUCUGAGUCAACUAGGCUCCUCAUUUCGACCGGCGCCAGCGCAGGGGGGGCAUCAAAUCAUGUCGCCACAACACCACACUAUACCCAGCAGCAACAACAGCAACAACAGCAACAGCAGCAGCAACAGCACCCGCGUCGCGACCCUGAUAUACAACAUUAUCACCGGCACUCGCGUCAGAAUGGGUAUGAUCCAGCAUUUGAGGAUGCAUUCCAACAACUGAUGCCUGAAGGAGUCGAUGAUUCGCGCCAUAACGCUAUCUAUGCGUCUGCAGCCCCACCUUCUGUCGUUGGAUCAUCAACUUCUUUAGAAGGUGCUGCAAACCUGGAGGGCACCAAUGAGAUUCCUGCGCUAUAUCCAGGAGUCCAUCGUUUUUACCGCUCCCAUCACAGUCAUCCUUCCAUGCAACCGCCUUUUACUUCACUAGAAGAGGAGGUGGUCAUGCCUCCACCGACAGAGGAGGAGAUCAAACAAGCAUUGAGGAUGCAAAAGAUCGCACGAGAUAUGCUUGCAAUCAAAAAGUAUGAUUUUAGCAUUUUGCUCCCACGCCACAUUUCACAGGAGCAGGACGAGUUUUUUAUUGCCAGUGAUAUAUUGCAGUCAACAGCAACUCUAACAAACGGCGGCGAUGGCCUGAAAGAAAUACCCAGUCAUUUAACGUUGUUGCCAAGGGAUGCCAACUAUCUGGUUGACGCGUUCUUUGAGCAUGCUCAUUUCUAUUAUCCAGUGGUGAACCGUGCAAUUGUAGAGUUGCAUCUGAUGGAGCCGCAAACUCCUCAGGCAUUGUUUUUGUUGAACAUUGUUUUUAUGACGGCUUGUAAGCAUCUGGCAAGGACAAGCGACAUCAAGCGCGCCAUUCAGUUUAGAGAACGAGCAAGAGAGCUGCAAUUCUAUAUUGACGCCAAGGUCCGUCUAAGUAGGAUGCAGGGCCUUCUCCUCGGCUCUUUAGUUAUUUAUGGUGUAUUCAAAGCAGUCGUAGGUCUAGUACAAGUCUGUGGUGCCUACCAUACACUAACCACCAGACAUGCUGGCACACCAGGAGAAGAGGACCAACAGCAGGAAGAAAGUGAGAGAUUUCAGCCGUUCCCUCAAGCAUCUGUAUCACCAAAAAAUAUCAUCCCAAAUCUUCAGGCAGAGAGUCAAGCUAUCCAGUCUAACAAGGGUAUCAUUCCUGAGGCCGCAUAUCAAGCAAGGCUCUGGGCAUUUUGGGGCCUCUAUGUGCGUGAUUCGAUUUCUAGGCUCUACUUCGGAUGGCCACAUGGAAUCGACUCGAUGGCCAUCACGGCUGAGCUACCGAAGAUUGAGGGCUGCAUUGGGUUUGGUGGAAAGCCAAAACCAAGCCAUCACCAGCAGCAGCAACAACAACAACAACAACAACAGCAGCAGCAUCAACAGCAUGUCAUCGGAAAGCGAAGGGAUUUAUCUUACAGACGAGACUGGAAACAGCCACCGGAGAAGAGACACAAUGCAGCAAACCCGCCACCAGGUUAUCGUAACACAGCACCUGAUAGCGAUGAAGAAGACGAUGAAGAUAAUGAAGAGGAUGCUCAAGGAAGCCAUUGGGACAAUAAGAGAGGUACUUUCGGAUACAUUCUUGAUGACACCGACGAUGAUCCGGUUGACCAAAAUCGAGAGCAGAGUGCGCGGGUUCCGUUACUGUCUGGAGUGGGUGGGCCUAGAAGCGUUGCCAGUGGAUAUAGUCUUCCAGGCAGAAUCCGAGAAAGUAUCGGCGGACCUCAUCAACAGUUCCAAGUACUCUCACCCAAAAUUUUAGAGCAGCAGUGCCAGCGUGGUGGUCAUCUUAACCAUUUACGUUAUCCUGCUGGCAACACAGGAUCCACAUCAUCAUUAGUCGCUCCGGAGGAGCAAGAGCUCAGCAUUCACAUGGAACGUAUGCAAAAACUGUUAGAUGCAGAAGAAGAUACCACGGACGGUGGCUCAUACGCUCGCUUACUAUUUUUGGAAGAGAUUCGACUAUGGACAUUAGGCCGCCGUGUCGCAUACUACCUCGCGGGUCGCGUAAAUCUCAUAGGCGUCCCAGCAUCAGGUUCAGCAUGCCAGACACCUAUAGCUACGAAUAGCUCCACAACUUCUUCACCUCGAUACGAAGCAGAUGCGGAGGCAACAGCAGCGACACCAACCCCUGUAGGUAAUGGAGACGAGAGUAACAAUAAUCUGGGAGUUCAAAGUCAAUGGUCUGAACAAGCAUGGCGUAAGGAUGGAGAACUACAGAGUUUACAGGCAGACUUGAUUGCCUGGGAGAAGGCGUUGCCGGAUUAUAUGAGAUUCCGGCAAGACGUAGAUAGUGAGGACGUUAACCACAAGGUGAAUGGCAAGAUGGGCACCAUGAUCAUGUCCUAUUAUACUAUUACCAUUAUGUUACAAUCAUCGUAUCUGCCUAUUCAACAAUACAUUUCAUCUCGCAGCAAUACUUCAUCUCAUGCAUCGCCCGUCAAGGCCAGCACAUCAAGAGAUGGUAGUGGUAAUAGUAGCACCAAUGUCAAGAGCCAUAGCCCACAGCCUGCAACCGAAGAACCUAUAACUGCAUCGUCAUCGCCGUCUUUUUCUGCAGCUGGACCGUUUAUCUCAUUUGGUACACAACCAAACCCAUCAACACAACGUCAGUGCACUCACGAUCCAGAGUUUUUUAAUACAGCCCAUCAAAUCUGCACGCAACUCUCGAAUGUACUCCUUCACCAUUUGGAGUUGAUGUUGGAUUCAUAUCCAAACUGGUGUUCAAUUCAAGCCAAGGUCAAUCAUGCGAUCACGGCCGCCUUGCGUGUCUCGUGUUUGAAUGCAAAGCUGAAUAGCAACUCUAGUCCGGCACGAGAAGAGGCCAAGGCUGGGUUCAAAAUGGGGUCUGAUCUAUUCAAGCGACUGGCAUUAUUACCAUAUCCACUCACAAUUCGCGAUUGGCCUGUGGAAGAAGAUGUACAGAUGAUGAAGCAGAUCGAAGAGGAGUUUAAAGAGAUGAUGAUGACUCAGGAAGAGCAACAAGCUAUUCUCCCUUCUUCUUCACUCUCACACACUUUAAGAGAAAGUGGCAGUAUUAGGAGCAGCAAUACCUCUUCUGGAGGCAGCGGGACCACAGGAACACACGUACCAUUAGAGGUAGAGAGUUAUUCUAGCGCCCCUGCAGAGGGCGAGACACUUGUGCAAAGUCAAAAACGAGGGUUAAUUGCACGACAACAUAUCUUUGGCGCAGAAGGGGAAGCGAAGUAUCGGUUUGAAUUCAUUCAGACAUGAAGAAGCUGUAAAUAUCUACAUAUAAAUAAAUGCAUUUCUAUUUACUAGU